AUGGGUAUCAAGGACGUCUUCAACCGCGCAAAGAGCGUCGAGAUCGAGAGGACGCACCACACCUCGAACAAGGAGGAGACCCACCAGUCUGAUCUUCCUGGUCAGGGUGCUCCUGGUCUCACUCCCGUUCCCGCUCUCUACGAGGCCCCCGCUCGCAGCGACAUCACGCUCGAGGAGUACAUGUUCUAUGCCCAGAUCCAGCGCGAGCAGGAGAAGCUGUACGGCGCUGCAGGUGUCGCUGUCGAGGCCAACGCUCCCCACGGCAAAGGCUACCUCGAGGACGCCAGGCAGGAGAAGAAGCACUUCUCUUCGGACAGCGAGCACGGCGCUGCCGUCGAGGCUGGGGCGGUCAAGCCGACUGUCAACAACACGGAUGCUUCCACCUUCGACCAGCUCGAGGGCCUUCCCGAGUCCGAGAAGGAGACUCUCAACGCGCACCGCGCCUUCAAGACUGCCACCUGGGUCGGUAUCUUCUACCUGAUCACCACCGAUAUUCUCGGACCUUACGGUGCUCCUUACGCCAUGUCCCAGAAUGGCUGGGUCACUGGUAACGUCAUGUACAUUGUCAUGGGCUUCUGCGCCUGGUGGUGUGGUAUCGCCCUCUGGAAGCUUUUCUGCCAGCUCGACUCGGCACGUUACCCUAUCAAGUCGUACGGAGACCUUGGCGAACGUAUCGUCGGCACCCCGAUGCGAUACACCUUCAACGCUCUCCAGACUCUCCAGCUAAUCAUCAACGUCGGUCUGAUCUGCCUCACCAACGGCCAGGCGUUGAGCCAGGUCAUCAGCGGCGCCCCUGGCAGCGCCCACCUGUGCUUCUCUGUUUGCGUCGUUCUCUUCUCCCUCAUCGGCAUGGGCUUUGCUCAAAUCCAGACCUUCCGUGGUCUCGGCUUUGCGGCUGCGACUGCUGUCUACCAGAACAUCGCCAUUGUCAUCAUUUCCAUGGCCGCCAUCAUCAAGUACGGCCCUUACAUCGCCGGUGCUCAGGCAUCUUUUGGCAACCAAUACCCUUACAACAACCAGCCCGUCAUGACCUCGGCGUUUGUCUCGUACGACAUCUCGACCAAGGUCAACGGUCUGAUGAACAUGGUCUUUGCCUACGGCGGUGCGAUGAUCUUCCCAGAGCUUAUGGCUGAGAUGCGACGCCCCAUGGACUUCUGGAAGGGUAUGAUCAGUGCCCAGGCGUUGAUCUGCACCGUCUACCUCGUCUACGCCAACGUCGUCUACUACUACCAGGGACAGUACGUACUGGGCCAGUCGUACAACGGUAUUGCCAAGUACGUUUUCCAGACCAUCUGCAACAUGCUCGCCAUUCUCUCCGGUACCAUCGCCGCUGCGCUCUACGGAAACGUCGGUCUCAAGGUCGCCUACGUCAACACGGUGCAGAACCUGCUCAAGGGUCCUGCGCUCUCGAGCCCGCGCGGCCGAGUCAUCUGGGCGGGUAUGUCGGUCGUCUACUGGGCACUGGCCUUCGUCAUUGCCUCGUCCAUUCCCCAGGUGCAGACCAUCUCUGGUCUGAUCGCCGCCAUUGCUAUCAUGAACUUCUCCUACUCGUUCCCCUUCAUGCUUGCGCUGAUCUUCUACAUCAAGCGCGAUGCGAUGGUGGGCGACGCACCGUUCACUCCGGGUCUCACCGCGCUGAGGCAGGACACCUGGAAUUCGUGGUCCCGCUGGCAGCGUGGCCUCUUUGGCGGCCACUACGAGAUUCUCGGCGUCGUUAUCCCCGGUAUCGUCGUCAAGAUUGUCCUGCUGAUCAUGACGCUCGGCUCGUACACCCUUUCGGGAUUGGGUAUGUACGGCUCAGGUGAGUCGAUCAAGGCUGUCUUCGACUCGACGGCUGCGGCUACCUCGUUCGGUUGCAAUGCCCCUGUGUAA
Molecule: messenger RNA, 1872 nt
Organism: Sporisorium graminicola
Lineage: Eukaryota; Fungi; Basidiomycota; Ustilaginomycetes; Ustilaginales; Ustilaginaceae
Exons: 1
Coding region: 1-1872 (623 amino acids)
Biological process (GO): amino acid transmembrane transport
Cellular component (GO): vacuolar membrane
Molecular function (GO): amino acid transmembrane transporter activity
Source: RefSeq, a predicted model, not a curated record